AUGCCUCCGACCCAACCACCUACAAUCAAUCCUCCAACAAAUCCACCGACAGCACCGCCUUUGAUGCUUCCAACCGAAACUCCAACAAGCGCACUACCAGAAUCGCCUACGUGGAGUCCAACACUAUCAGAAUCGCCUACGUGGAGUCCAACUCAAUCGCCUACGUGGAUUCCAACUCAACUGCCAGAAUCGCCUACGUGGAGUCCAACUCAAUCGCCUACGUGGAUUCCAACUCAACUGCCUACGUACCUUCCAAUCAUCAACACCAAGUCAGAUCUGGAAACAGCAAUUGCCACUUGGUCAAGCACAGGAUCAUCAAUCUAUGGCCCCAUUGGAAGUUGGGACGUCUCCCGGGUGACUGAUUUCUCCGACUUGUUUUCGUGGCUUGAAACCUUUAAUGAUGACAUUUCAGGAUGGCAAACAGGGCAGGUCACCAACAUGGCAGGAAUGUUUGCAGAUGCAUAUGCUUUUGACCAAGCCUUGUCAAACUGGGAUGUGAGCCGUGUUACCGACAUGUCGUAUAUGUUUGCGGGUGUGAUGUUGUUUGAUGUACCAAUUUUUAAUCAAGAUUUGUCAAGUUGGGAUGUGAGCAGUGUUACCAACAUGAAUGGAAUGUUUUAUUAUGCAUUUGAUUUUGACCAAAAUCUUUGUGCUUGGUCAAGCAAAAUACAAAGUAGUGCUGCCACAGUAGACAUGUUUUACUUUUCUGGCUGCCAAUAUCCAUCGGAUCCCGUCUUUUCACUCAGUACCAGUACGUGGAGCCCACUCUGUUCCAGUUUUUGUUAA
This is a messenger RNA of Seminavis robusta, 786 nucleotides long. The record is from the annotation of a GenBank genome assembly. NCBI's taxonomy places the organism in Eukaryota, Bacillariophyta, Bacillariophyceae, Naviculales, Naviculaceae.